AUGUUUGCUUUCAAGCGUCUCAACAUUCCACGUACUUACAAUUUUAGCUUCGGUCACAACUAUGUCAACUAUAUGCAAAAAGUGAAUCUCUCUCAAUUUUCAAGAAAAAAGUUUGACCUUUUUAACCGGAAACAAGAAUUUGAUUUGCUUACAACCAAAUUUAGCAGUAAUACUCCAGAAAUUCAUGUUAUUUUAGGACCUAGUGAUUCCGGGAAAACUACCUUGGUGCGUCAGGUGGUGCAAAAUGGGAACUUUAACCCUCUAUUUAUCGACCUUCGUAAUUCGUCCGGUAUUUUGUUACUUCGUGAUAUUAGGAGUGAAUUUCAAAAUUUUUUCGAAAGUAUAUUCAUUAAACCUAAAACUAAGCUGGAAACUGUUAAUAAACUUGAUUAUAAGCUUCUUAAAAAAAUUUCUAGUAGUCUUCCAAAUUUAAGUUAUUGGAAGAAUCACAAUAUACCUCCACCUAUCUUAGUAAUUGAUGAGGCAAAUAAACUAUUUGAGGAAUAUAAAACUCUUUUCAAAGCAUUUCUUUCCUGGCUAAAACUAAUAAUACAAAAUAAUCAAUUUCACGUGGUCCUUACCUCUUCUGAACCAUUUUUUUUAGAUUGGAUGGAAUAUUCUUUGCAUACUAUGCGUUUAACACCACAUGUUGUUGGAGAUUUAAGUAUAGAAGAAGCUAAGCAAUUUGUAAAUCAUGAACUUGAAAACAAUGAUUGUAUGGAAUUUAAACACGAUUUUGAUUAUGUACGCAGCUUUACUGGUACACGCAUGUCUUUCAUUACCAAUUUUGUUUAUGAUUAUAGUAUUCGUGGUAAUGGUUUAGAUUAUAUUUACAAUCCAGAAUAUAUAAGGAUGAGAUGGGGUUUGGAUCCUAAAUAUUGUGAAUCUCGCGCGAAGUAUAAUAAUUUUCCUAUUUAUUGGGAAAAAUCCCAUUUCAUUACAGCUAUGAAAGCUUUAGUAGAAGCAGAAGAUCAAGGAUUUAUUCUUGAAGAUGAUUUGAUAAAAGAAAUUGGUUAUAAAGCAGUUCGUUCACUUGUUGAUUACAGAUAUUUAUACCGACGACCAAAUUUUGGUCUUAAUAGUGAUUUAACUAAUCCUCCAGCAGAGUCAAAAGUAAUGUUAACUCCAAUGAAUCAACCAUCAUUAAAUGCAGCAAAAGACCUAUUAAAAGAGAAUAAUUAUUAA
This is a messenger RNA of Rhizophagus irregularis DAOM 181602=DAOM 197198, 1185 nucleotides long. RefSeq lists its product as uncharacterized. The record is from RefSeq and is a predicted model, not a curated record. NCBI's taxonomy places the organism in Eukaryota, Fungi, Glomeromycota, Glomeromycetes, Glomerales, Glomeraceae. Gene Ontology annotation, molecular function: ATP binding.